AUGGAAAUUUUCGACCCUCCUCCGUUUGUGAAAAUUUUCACCAGUUUUUUAAAGAUAGCCAUACUUUUCGUUCCACUCAUUCAUCUGACCCGCUUCUCGAUUCCAGAUCUCAUUGAACCACUUGCCGAAAUCCCAGAAACCGCUCAUUGCACAAAUAUCGAUCAAGCUAGAGCAAACAUAAAAAAUAUAAACUUUCUGGUGCCGCAAAUAUCAUUUCUUUUGAAAAUUGUUCUAUGGAAUCUAUUUUCCUCUAUGCUUGCUGAUAUGAUGGUUCAAAUGCGACGAUUGACUAGAAUCCAAUUUUUGUUUCUUUACCAUAGUUUGGCGUUGAUAAGUUUCAUUGCCUACAUGUCGUCACAAGCCAUAUUAUUUUAUUAUGAUACGAAUCUCUUCUGGGAUCUUCCCAUUGAUUGCAAGGAGAUCAUGCCCAAAGAGAACUCGAAUUCGAUAUUUUAUUUUUUCGUUUUCAAAAUUAUGCUAUUUUUUUUCAUUAUGGCCAUUUCCGACUUCUACCCUCUCAAAGACGGUAGUUUUGUCGCUGCUCUCGUUGUAGUUAUUGUCUGGAAACUGGACACAGCUCUUCUGGGUUUCCCGAACGAGAACCAAAGACCAAAUAGUCCUCAAGAAGCAAAUGAGUCUCCCGAGCGUUUGAUUAAUGGAAUAAGAGAACGUCGUGUAAACAAUAGUCAAGCAGCGAGACGUUGUGGAGCUAGAAGACGUGUUCAAACUCGAAAUCAACAACGAGCUAGGAGAAAUGGACCACCACCAGCAUAUGAGGAGAUCCAACAAGGAGCACACACCAAUGUUCCAGAGCAAUCAUCACAAGAGCACUCUCCGAUGGAACAAGAAGCGCCUCCAGCAUAUGAACAAGUUUCCCAAGAUGGCGCGCCACCACCAUAUGAGGUUGCGGACAACAACGUCAUGGUCAUUGGUAUAUGGUACCCACGAGACAACAAUCAAAGAGAGGAAGCUGACAGAAACUAG
This is a messenger RNA of Caenorhabditis briggsae, 984 nucleotides long. The record is from RefSeq and is a predicted model, not a curated record. The transcript has 9 exons. Lineage: Eukaryota; Metazoa; Nematoda; Chromadorea; Rhabditida; Rhabditidae. The coding region runs from base 1 to 984 and encodes 327 amino acids.